Messenger RNA from Danaus chrysippus (African queen), 462 nucleotides. Lineage: Eukaryota; Metazoa; Arthropoda; Insecta; Lepidoptera; Nymphalidae. The record is from the annotation of a GenBank genome assembly.
AUGACAACUCACAACGUGUAUCAGAAAUUGGGUCAUCGUAUUUCCGAGGAGGUUCAGUUGCUUGCCGAAAAAAAAUGGAUUAUAGAUGCUCUGGCAAAAAUAAAGAACCAACGUAAUUCACUGCAGAUUGAAAGAUUGCACCUAGAGAGUUUAAAAGCAAAAUUAAACAUCAAUACAAACAAAAAAGACACCGACAGAAGCAAAGAUACAGGAGUGGAGUUGAGUUCUUCAUCAGCUUUAAAUUUAAUGCAAAAUUAUAAUUCUGGCAAAAAACCUAUCUUAGAUGAUAACUCACUGCAGGUGGAUCUGAAUGACGAGGCAAUGUGCAAUGAUGAAGAGCUAAAUUUAGGAAUUUCAAACAUGGAUUAUGGUAAAAUUGAAAAUAUGGAGGAGGAUGAGGAGAGUGAUGAAGAAAAUAUGUUAAUUGAUAUGAACAUGCUCAUGAACGGAACAUUCAGAUGA